This is a messenger RNA of Rotaria sordida, 459 nucleotides long. The record is from the annotation of a GenBank genome assembly. Lineage: Eukaryota; Metazoa; Rotifera; Eurotatoria; Philodinida; Philodinidae.
AUGAACAAAAGUGAAAUUCUUGAUAUUUUAGCAAAUUCAACUGGAAAUAUUGAACGUCUUGAAGAGGAUGAAAAAGAAUUGGAAAACAAAAACAACAAUCCGAACAAUACUGAAACAGAAGAACAAAAAAAAGAGCGUGCAUUUCAACAAGUUUUGGUUUCUUUUGUCGCCGAACGAACACUUACUGAAAGAGAUAAAGAACUUGAAAAACAAUUGAAAUUAGAUACCAAAAUUGGUAAUGUAUUAGUCAUUGGAUUGCCAAAAAGUGGAAAGAGUACUAUGUUAAAAACUCUUAAAGCAAAUACAGGUGGUGAUUUAGUAGCAAAUGGUGAUAAUAGCGAUAAUAAAGAUCGUGUUUUAAAAAGUGUUUCAGGUGUUAACGUUGAUGCAAUAAUUUUUCUUAUCGACGCGAUCAAUCCUCGUGUUUUUUUACAAGCUAAAAAAGAAUUAGCACACUAA